CUUCUAAAGCUGAGAAGUCGAUGCAAGAUUAGCAAAGUGGAGCCUACAAGUGGACUUUGGCUAAGCUAGAAUACUUAAUAGAUAUUAUCUACUUAAAUGGUCUGCAGCAUCUGACAAUGAAAUGACCAAUGUCAGCUGGAAAGAUUAUUUCGGUAGCUUGAAACUGGAUAUUCUCCACAUGUUUUUAACCUACUGACUGCUCAGAGGGGUUUAAGUGCUGUAGUUCUGUAUAAGAUAAAUUAUCAAGAUAAUAUGGUGUAUCUGGGAGAAGGCAGAUGGACUCAUAUGUUCCCUUUUCUCAUAGCAUCAAUUGUGUAUUCUGGUAAUGCUGAAUAUUCUAAUUGUGGUGAAAAUGAGUAUUACAAUCAGACAACUGGAAUGUGCCAUGAGUGUCCACAGUGUGAGCCAGGAGAAGAACCUUAUAUGACAUGUGGGUAUGGCACUAGAGAUGAAGACUAUGGCUGCAUCCCAUGCCCAUCAGAAAAAUUUUCUAAAGGUGGAUAUCAUAUUUGCCGGAGACACAAAGAUUGUGAAGGUUUCUUUCGGGCGACAGUGAUGACACCUGGAGAUAAAGAAAAUGAUGCCGAAUGUGGGCCUUGUCUCCCUGGCUAUUAUAUGUUAGAAAACAGGCCUCGGAAUAUAUAUGGGAUGGUUUGUUACUCAUGUUCUAUGGCGCCUCCAAACACUAAAGAAUGCACAGGAGUUACUUCUGGUGUGUCAGCCAGUUUCCCAAGUACAUCUGGCACAAGUACUCAUUCUCCUUUUCAACAUGUGCACAAAGGAGAUCUUUCUGGUCAAGGGCAUCUGGCUACUGCUCUUAUCAUUGCCAUGUCCACUAUUUUCAUAAUGGCUAUUGCUAUCGUGCUGAUCAUCAUGUUUUACAUUAUGAAAACUAAAACUUCAGCUCAAGCAUGCUGCACCAGCCAGUCAGUGAAGACGGUAGAAGCCCAGGCCAACGUACAGGAAGAAAAAACAGAAGCCCAAGAAAAUGGAAAAAUUUUCUCUGAGAAAGAUGAAUUUGGAAAAUUGACAGCAACUCCAGCUAAGGUUGUCAAGAGUGAAAACGAUGCUUCUUCAGAGAAUGAGAGGCUUUUAAGUCGCAGCAUGGACAGUGACGAAGAAGCUGCAAUUGACAAGCAAGGGACUCCAGAAUUGUGUUUGUUGUCUCUGGUACAUUUGGCUCGAGAUAAAUCUUCAACAAACAACAAAUCAACCGGAAUACAAAGCCGGAGAAAAAAGAUACUCGACCUAUACACUAAUGUAUGCAGUGUGGCAGAAGGCCUCAGUCCCACAGAGCUGCCCUUUGAUUGUCUGGAAAAGACCAGCAGGAUGCUCAGCUCCACUUACAACACCGAGAAAGCCAUUGUGAAGACCUGGCGCCAUCUUGCUGAAAGCUUUGGAUUGAAGCGGGAUGAAAUUGGUGGCAUGACAGAUGGCAUGCAACUCUUCGACCGCAUCAGCACAGCUGGGUAUAGUAUCCCAGAACUGCUGACAAAACUGGUUCAGAUUGAGCGAUUGGAUGCGGUAGAGUCUCUCUGUGUAGACAUCCUAGAGUGGGCCCAAGUGAUGCCGAAGCCUGAUCCAGCUGUGACCUCCUGACUUGCAUUUUUGUGAUUUUCAUUUCCAGACGAUGAUGGGGUGAUUGAACUAACAAAGGGAUUGAGAAGAAGAUAAACUUUUGAAACGUCUGUAGCUUUUGUUUCAGUAUCGUUUUUGCUAUUGAAACAAUAAAAAACAACAACCACCAA
Molecule: messenger RNA, 1748 nt
Organism: Pantherophis guttatus
Lineage: Eukaryota; Metazoa; Chordata; Lepidosauria; Squamata; Colubridae
Gene: EDAR
Product: ectodysplasin A receptor
Biological process (GO): positive regulation of JNK cascade; positive regulation of canonical NF-kappaB signal transduction
Cellular component (GO): plasma membrane
Molecular function (GO): signaling receptor activity
Source: RefSeq, a predicted model, not a curated record